AUGUACAUCGGCAUCAUCGCGUCCAUGGCGCUGACGGGCGCCAUGUGCGAGAUGGCCGGCGGCUGGCCACUCGCCUUCUACUCCUUCGGCGCCGUCGGCCUGCUCUGGUGCGUCCCCUGGUUCCUGCUGGUCGCCGACUCGCCGGCCAAGCAUCCAAGCAUCGACCCUGCCGAGCGCUGCUACAUAGAGGCCUACGUCCUGCCCAUCAACAAGGAAAGCGACGAGCAUGCUCUGCAGCUGUUUCUCAUGUUCACGGAAGAGACAUUCUCCACCGUGCGUGUCGUUACGUUGCAGAAGCGACUGCCCGUGCCGUGGAAGAGCGUGCUGACGACCCCGGCGCUAUGGGCCCUCAUCGCCAUCAUGGUGACCUUCGACUGGACCUUCUAUAUCUACAUCUCCUCACUGCCCCUCUACCUCGCCAGCGUCCUCCACUUCGAUAUGCAAAGUAACGGCUUCCUGUCGGCUGCGCCCCACGUUAUAAGUGCGGGCGGCAGUCUGUUCUUCGGAUGGCUCACCGAUUUUGUGUUCCGGAAGGGCUACAUAUCCAAACUUCACGGAUUUCGCAUUAUAAACGGAAUGGGUACUCUGGUGCCGACAGCGACGCUGAUCGUGGUCUCGCAGGUGGGCUGCAACGCGCCUGUGAUCGUGGCUGUGCUGGCGAUCAACGGCUUCCUCAUGUCCACCAACUGCUCGGGGCCCUACAUGAACAUGCAUGUCAUCGCACCCAACUACUCCGGGACGGUUGUCGGCAUUGUCAACACAUUCGCCAACCUGACGGGGAUCGUCGUCCCGUAUAUUGUCGGCGCCUUCACCAGCGCCAAUGCAAUGAUCCGCAAACGCUGA
This is a messenger RNA of Schistocerca serialis cubense, 843 nucleotides long. Its product is annotated as sialin-like. The record is from RefSeq and is a predicted model, not a curated record. The transcript is spliced from 5 exons. Gene Ontology annotation, biological process: transmembrane transport; monoatomic anion transport. Gene Ontology annotation, molecular function: transmembrane transporter activity. Lineage: Eukaryota; Metazoa; Arthropoda; Insecta; Orthoptera; Acrididae. Bases 1 to 843 code for a protein of 280 amino acids.